AUGCACCCCCACACUCAGAAAGGGAAGGAGGGAGAAGGAGAACCGUCGACGUCGGGAACGAGGCGCAGGCCCGGCCCCCUAAGCUCUAAAAGAGCGGGGAGCCCGGGUCGGGCCGGGACCGAUGCCGACGAUAAUGAGUUACACGGAAUUCGGCUGGACUGCUACGUGAACCUCCGCAGCAGCGCACUCUCGCCCCCGCCGGCAGGGGGGACGGUGCGAGAUGUGAUCGCGGAUUGGGCGGAGGGUUCUUCGUCGGCCGCCACCAUCGGGGUCGGCAGCGAGGUGGAGAGUGCCUCAAUGUCGGCCCAGGACUCGGGCGCGAGCGGGAAAUCGCACAGGUCCGCGUCCGGAGCGACGAAGAGAGGAAAGAGCUCCAGCCGAAGCUCAAAGCGGCGGAAGGUAGUUGCCGUUAGAAAUCGGCCCCCUGCCAGAGGACUUGGAAGGCCGGUGGUUACUGGCGAGGGGGUUGAGUUAGCGGCCAGGCGGGAGGCGCGCCGAGAACUCGAGGAUCUGAAACGACAGAUCCGCGAAUAUAAAGCGAUCCUAGAGGGGAACUAUAACCCCAGAGAAUACCCUGCCGCCAGGAAAAAGCGGGAGGAGGAGCUACGGGAAAUGGUUCCCAACCUCCCCUCCAGUGACUUGGUGGCACGGUUGUUGGAAACGGCCCAAGGGAUCGACAACGUGGCUGCUUCCUCGAGGAACCUGAAGGGUUCUUUCGUCGAGGUGCUGAGGGACGGGGCCCUCUUCGUACAAAUGGCGGCGGAUGCCCUCUAUACAAGGGCCAACGCAGCCCAGGGGGAGAGGCUCGAGGAGGAGAACAAAGCCCUACGCAGGGAAUUGGAGCUCCUCCGAAAAGAGAGGGAGAGUGCGCAAGGGAACACCCAACCACAAAAAGGGAAGGGUAAGGCCCCCGCACAAAAGGGAGGAAAGGAGACAGGCGCACGGGUGGCAACUCCUGCUACCCCUACGCCCGGACCCUCCACGGCGAUUGAGCAGCCGUGGACAGAGGUCCUAGGCCGCAAGGCGAAGCAGGCGGCAACCAAAGCGGCCAAGGCCGCUACAGGGACCCGCCAGGCUCCCCCCCAGAAGCCCAUUGGAAAGGGACAACAGGGGGGAGGGACUGGGAAAAAGGCCCCGAAAAGGAGGGUGCCGCGCACGUCGGCCGUCGCCCUGACGUGCCCGCAAGGGCAAUACGCCAAGGUGGUGGCCGAGGUCCGCGCCAGGGUGGACAUAGGGGCGUUGGGCAUCGGUGGUCGCAUAAACACCAGGCAAGCGGCCACCGGUGCCACCAUCUUUGAGGUGUCCGGGGAGGGACACUCGGAUAAGGCCGAUCAGCUCGCGACGAAGAUAAGGGAGGCCAUACAGGGCAAAGAAGGCGUGCGGGUUGACCGGCCUGUUAAAACAGGCGAAGUCAGGGUGAGGGGGCUAGAGCUCUCCAUUAGGACGGAGGAGGUGGUGGCCGCCGUUUCGGCGGGGGCCCAGUGCGAUCCCCUGUGCGUGCAGCACAAGGGGAUACAGCAGGCCGACAGGGGAGCGGGGAGCAUGUGGCUCCGCCUCCCCCUGGCGGCAGCGAAGAAGGUGGCACAGACGGGCCACUUAAUGGUGGGGUGGUCCCGCGCGAAAGUGGAUCUCCUCAAGGUGCGCCCGAUGAGGUGCUUCAAGUGCCUCGAGGGGGGACACACGCGCGGGAACUGCCCCAGCGAAGUGGACAGGUCGGGGAGGUGCUACCAAUGCGCGGGCACCGGGCACACCUCCCGGGACUGCCGGGCUCCCCAGAAAUGCCCACUUUGCGUGGACCUGGGGAGGCCGGCAGGGCAUACUUUGGGAGCUAAGCAAUGCUCCCAAAGAAAAAUAAAGGGGGGGGGGGGCACCUGGCCCGCGGCAGGGGUCGCGAACAGGGGCUUCCCAGGAGGCCGGACCGUCGAGGCCUACCGACGCGAUGGAGGUGGAGGUGGCGAGGAGAGGCGUGCAGGAGGGGGAACAGCCCCCCCUCAUGCAGCGCCUCACCCGCUCUAA
Molecule: messenger RNA, 2016 nt
Organism: Vollenhovia emeryi
Lineage: Eukaryota; Metazoa; Arthropoda; Insecta; Hymenoptera; Formicidae
Exons: 2
Coding region: 1-2016 (671 amino acids)
Molecular function (GO): zinc ion binding; nucleic acid binding
Source: RefSeq, a predicted model, not a curated record